This is a messenger RNA of Pieris brassicae (large cabbage white), 3933 nucleotides long. It is a transcript of the gene Sdc, whose product is annotated as syndecan. The record is from RefSeq and is a predicted model, not a curated record. Gene Ontology annotation, cellular component: membrane; cell surface. The coding region runs from base 163 to 966 and encodes 267 amino acids. Gene Ontology annotation, biological process: cell migration. NCBI's taxonomy places the organism in Eukaryota, Metazoa, Arthropoda, Insecta, Lepidoptera, Pieridae. The transcript is spliced from 5 exons.
GCGGGCCUCAGUUUACGACAGACUUUUAACGGAGGUGCAUGCCGCUUUUCGCCUUGUUGUGACCGUAUGCAUGGUGUUGUGGGAUAACAUAACUAAUAAUUGUUUAGUGCCGUGUUUGUGUAGUGUAACGUUGGUGUAACCGGGGUUCCAAAAGUUAUUGUGAUGCAGUGGAGAAUAUACGCAUGGCUAUCUUGUGUAGCCCUGGUAGGAUAUGUUCGAGCGACAGAGGACGGUGCCGCCGGUGUCCAGCCGACGGAGACACUCCACAUACAGCACGACGGUCCUCUCGCCUCCGACAAGGAUCUCUUCAUUGACGAUGACGGCUCGGGCGUAGAGAUCGACGAGAGCUCUGGAUCCGGUUACGGGCCCGGCCCUGGCCCCGACGACGAAGACAGCCGCGGCUCAGGUGACGUCCCAGACGCGCCUGAGGAUGACGAAGACUACACACGAACCACGGAGGCUCCGAUACCCACUAUAUUCCAUACGAAUCCGUCCAGUCCGGACGAAUCAGAGCCUCUAACCCCACCUGUAGUGCAGCCCAUCGAUGUAUUUAGUCCGAGGAUAUUGUCAAGUAACCCGAGCGAACAAGAACCGCGCGGCGCGGGGGAGGAUCAGCCCUCGCGCCCGGAUAUCUCUGGAGACAUCAACUUGUCUGGAGAAACCGAUAUAAUAAGUCAAGCGGGAUCAAACCUAGAGCCAGAGACGCGGCCGGCGGACAACGGUGUGGUGAUCAUGGACACGCCCCACGAGGACCGCGCAACCAGCUUCUUCGCACAACCGGGCAUACUAGCUGCCGUAAUCGGUGGAGCCGUAGUAGGACUUCUAUGCGCGAUUCUAGUAGUAAUGUUCAUAGUAUAUAGAAUGAGAAAGAAGGAUGAAGGUUCAUAUGCUUUGGACGAGCCUAAGAGAAGCCCGGCAGCAGCAUCGUAUGGAAAAGGUCACAACAAUCGAGAAUUUUAUGCGUGAGACGAUACAGAACAUCCUAUGCCACCAAUUUUUUAACUAACAGAUAACAAGAUGGCCGCACGUUGUUUUAACGUUUUUAAAUUUUGACAUGACUGAUAAUUUUCCUUACACAUUAUCCUGUGGCUAAAUAUGUUCUGUGGUCGGUGUUCUUACUAAAAAUUUCAACAUCUGUACUGAUUGUACAUCUCUGUACAAAUCAUGUACAUUUAAAAUGUUGUUUAAAUAUCGAAUUAUGCAAAUUGCAUACAAAUUAUAUCAAUUAAGACCAAAUAUUAAACUAUCGUGAAGAUAGUCUCGAUAUUACAAUGUCUUCAUAUUUCGAGACCAAUAAGUGUUUGGAGUGUAACUAAUUUUGUAUUUGAAUGGAGAUCUUGUAAGUUUCUGUAUAAAAUGAAUGUGCCAUUCGCUUCUUUUUAAUUGUACAUUUGCCAAUAUUGUGUCGUAGUGUUUUUCAUAGACUAUAGUCUAUGGUAUCGUCCAUAUCUUGUUUGUUCUAUAAUCUAUAAUGAAUCUAAUAUCCUGUAUUUAGGGCUAAUUGAUUUAUAUUAAAGCUAUCUCAAAAUCUUAUGAAUUGUCUUUUGUAUUAAAUUACAAACUUAUCAAAUAUUAAAUAUAAGGGCUUUUGAUAAAUGGCUACCUAUUUAUUAUUUUCAAUGGUACAUAUAAACGUAAUAAUAGUAAUUGUAAAUUCUUUUUAAUAUUAAAAAUUAUAUAUUAUAACACUUUUAAUAUAUACGAUUUUGAUAUAUGCUUGUAUCAUGUUUUGCCGUAAAAUAAAAUACUUUUACUCUUUUUUAUAUGUUCCUUUAGAUAAGUAAAAUAAAUUACUAAACUAUACCUAUGUAAAAAUAGGACCAUUCUGAUUUUAUUUUGUCAAUUCUUAUUUUCUACAUUGAAUCUGUAUGUUGAAUAAUUUUUAAACCAGGUUGUGCAAGCCAGUCUACUUUUUAUAAUAUUUUUGUGACUUGUGCCAUUUUUAUUCUAUUAACUAUGUUAUUACUCUGUAAUCGUUUUACAUAAUUGUUCAUCUCAGUCAUAGAUAUACAAAAUAUCACACAUUUUUACAAACAUUAACGCGAUGUUUUUUAAUUAAAUAAAUAAAAGAGCCACAUCAUCAGGUGUCAGUAAUUGAUCAUAAAUUAAGCCAUAGAGAUUAGGGAAAUAACAAUUAACAUUUAUAUAUUCUAUGGAAAGCAAACCGACCUGAUUGCUUUCAAUAGUCUAUGUUAUGUCUAUGACUUAGAUAACUACGAUAAACAUAAAUUAAAGUAUGAUAACCGUAUUUUAAUUUUGUCGUAUAUUGUAUUUGGAAAAAAAUCUACCUUUUUAAUUUACUUCCAGUCCUUUAUUUUACUUUAGUUUCUGGCAAUUAAUUUAUUAUUUUACUAUAAGAGGCAUUGUUAAGCGAUUGCUAAUAUUAAACUGUAAUAUAUUAAUAAUUGAUAUUAAGCACUAACACACUGUAAUGAACAAAAAUUAGAAUUGGUCGCAAGUAAAAGCUUACAUUCCCACAAUAGCAUGGAUUACGCUCACAUAGUGUAAAUGUAAAUUGUAUAUUGUUAUAGGGAUAAUAUAAGUUAUAAAUAGUUGAAAUCAGUCACCAAAUAACUCUUGUUUACAACUUGACAUUUACGAUAAUAUAAUAAACUGGGACUAUUUUCUCCACGUGCAAGCGUCGCUUAAAAAGUCUUACAAAUUUAUAUGGAAGUAAACUCAGAUCGGCAAAGUAUGAAUGGAAACAGAACAUUAUAUAUUCACAAAAAUUGUCAUAUUAGUCAUCAAGAUGAUGUUUGUCGUAACAGAGUUGUCAAUAUGACAAAAAGUAUACUGUAGCAAAUCCAAAUCAUCAAUCAAAUAAACGUUCUCUUUAGGCACAUGUGACAGUAAAAGACUUUUGCGACACGGACUUGAAUACCACUAAUUUGUCUGACCUAUUAUAUAAAUUAUAAUUAUUUCCUAAAUCAUAUAAGAUAUACAAACCUACGUAGAACUGUAAUUUCCUAAAAAAACUGUAUUUCUAUUUUGACAUGAUAAUUUAAUAAAAAAAAAUUGUAAUUGUUAAUGUUAGGUUCACCUUUCAAUGAAGUUGAACUAAAAUUUAUAUUACAUUUUCUUUAGAGUUAACAAAGCUAUCGGCUCAUGCUAAAUUGUUUAAUAUCUUAAGAUUUGACAGCUGUCAAGUACUGGCAAGAGAUAGCACCUGGAUAGCAAGAGAUAGCAAAUUUGAACAAAAAAAAACAAAACAAAUUCGAAUAAAUGUAGGUCUGACAAAAUAGUGGCAAUAAUAGGCCUUCCAUGCUAUAUAAUGUUUAAUAUAUUGCAUAAGAAAUUAAACUUCAUCACAUUUAUAUCACCUAUAAUCAAGGCCUAUACAAAAUAUUUGAUCUAUAUUGUAUUCCUAGAAAAUAUUAGAAGCUUUGAUGUGAAUACCUUUAGUAAUAAUCUAAUUAUAAUUGGCAGCUGUUUGAUUUCAUAUUGUAAUUAUUUCAAUGCCUUUUUAUUUAAUAUCAGAGUCUAGGUACAGUUGACAAAAAAGUUUUAAUAUUAUAAUCACAUUGAAUCUUUAGUGUAAAAGUACCUAUUCUCAUAUAUUAAUUGAUACAAGUGAUCUGUAUCACCUGGAAAAAUUGUUGUGUGCGAAAUUUUAGUGGUUUUGCUUAUGGCUUCAAUCACAACUUUAUAUGGUUGAUGUAUGUAUAUGAUAUGUAUCCUUACAUAUGAUUUUAAACUAAUUAAAUAGUUUGUGUACUGUAUCCUAUAUCAAAUAUGACUUUUUUGUACUAUACAAUUCUGUCUUUAAUGGAUUUGAUAAUAUAUUAACAAUAAUUUGUUACUAAAAGGGCAAUGGAAUGAAAAGAAGCAAUUUUAUCUUUAAACUAAUGUCUAAGUUAAGGUAGGGUAAACACGGAUGUCCACCUUGUAAAUACACUCCUUUACACUUAGGUAAAUAUACAGGUCAAUAAGAAA